Messenger RNA from Glycine soja, 2981 nucleotides. RefSeq names its product receptor protein kinase-like protein ZAR1. Gene Ontology annotation, biological process: protein phosphorylation. Gene Ontology annotation, molecular function: protein binding; ATP binding; protein kinase activity. The record is from RefSeq and is a predicted model, not a curated record. The transcript is spliced from 2 exons. Lineage: Eukaryota; Viridiplantae; Streptophyta; Magnoliopsida; Fabales; Fabaceae. The coding region runs from base 413 to 2533 and encodes 706 amino acids.
CCCAAGAUGCAAAUUACAGUUGAGCUCAAUCAUCAAACAACAACACUACCAACUCAAACAAAUUCCAAAUCCAAUGAUCUAAUCUGAAUCUGUAACCAAAUGGAUCAAACAAGAUUCUCUCUUCCUCUCUCAAUUGACAAUUGCUUCUCUUUCACUUCACUCUUUUCGUUACCCCUCUCCUUCUCUCUCUUUCUUUUUGGCGGGAAUUGGACCCCACAAAAUUAAAAUCUCGUCUUCUCCCAACUCUACUUAUCUCUUCUCUCAUAAAUAUAACUACUUCCUUUCUUUCUUACGCCUCAACUCUAAACCAUUUUCUGCACUUUUCACUCUCAGAAAACUGCACAAAACGGUGCCGUACCAUUACCACAUUUCUUCCACUUCCAAAACGGUGCCGUAUUAUAACUCAUUCUAAAUGACCGUUAGUCUGUUCAUCUUUCUUCUCCUCUUCUUCUUUUUCCAUCCCGCCGUUUCUCUCUCCUCCGACGGCAUCGCGCUUCUCACUCUCAAGUCUGCCGUGGAUGCCUCCGGCGCCUCCGCGUUCUCCGACUGGAACGACGCCGACGCCACGCCGUGCCAGUGGUCCGGCGUCACGUGCGCGGACAUCUCCGGCCUCCCCGAGCCGCGAGUCGUCGGAGUCGCGCUCUCCGGCAAGGGCCUCCGCGGCUACCUCCCGUCGGAGCUCGGCACGCUCCUCUACCUCCGCCGCCUCAACCUCCACACCAACGCCCUCCGCGGCGCCAUCCCGGCGCAGCUCUUCAACGCCACCGCGCUCCACAGCGUCUUCCUCCACGGUAACAAUCUCUCCGGCAACCUCCCUCCCUCCGUCUGCACCCUCCCCCGCCUCGAAAACCUCGACCUCUCCGACAACGCCCUCUCCGGCGCCAUUCCCGACACGCUCCGAAAAUGCUCCAACCUCCAGCGCUUGAUCCUCGCCCGGAACAAAUUCUCCGGCGAUAUUCCGGCGAGUCCGUGGCCGGAGAUGGAAAACCUAGUUCAGCUCGACCUUUCAUCGAACCUUCUAGAAGGUUCGAUCCCGGACAAGCUCGGUGAGCUUAAAAUCCUAACCGGAACCCUAAACCUCUCAUUCAACCACUUGUCUGGUAAAAUCCCUAAAUCUCUCGGAAACUUGCCUGUUGUCGUGAGCUUCGAUCUUCGAAACAAUUAUUUGAGCGGUGAGAUUCCCCAAACGGGGUCGUUUUCGAACCAGGGCCCCACUGCGUUCCUCAACAACCCGAACCUGUGCGGAUUUCCUUUGCAGAAGCCCUGCGCAGGUUCGGCGCGGAGCGAACCGGGGCUCAGCCCUGGUUCUCGUGGGGCGCACCGGCCCACAAAGGGGCUGAGCCCCGGUUCGAUUAUCUUGAUCUCGGUGGCGGAUGCCGCCGGGGUGGCCUUGAUUGGACUUGUGGUGGUUUAUGUUUAUUGGAAGAGGAAGGGCAAGUCCAAUGGGUGUAGUUGCACUUUGAAGAGGAAGUUUGGUGGGGAGAGUGAGGAGUUGAGUUUGUGUUGUUGGUGUAAUGGGGUGAAGAGUGAUGACUCUGAGGUGGAGGAGGGGGAGAAGGGAGAGGGGGAGAGUGGGAGAGGGGAAGGGGAUUUGGUGGCCAUUGACAAAGGUUUCAACUUUGAGCUUGAUGAGUUGUUGAGGGCUUCUGCUUAUGUGUUGGGGAAGAGUGGAUUGGGGAUUGUGUAUAAGGUGGUGCUUGGGAAUGGGGUGCCUGUUGCUGUGAGGAGAUUGGGGGAGGGUGGAGAACAGAGGUAUAAGGAGUUUGCUGCUGAGGUUCAAGCCAUUGGGAAAGUGAAGCAUCCCAACAUUGUGAGGUUAAGAGCAUAUUAUUGGGCUCCUGAUGAGAAGCUCUUGAUCAGUGAUUUCAUCUCCAAUGGCAAUUUGGCCACUGCCCUUAGAGGGAGAAAUGGUCAACCAUCUCCAAAUCUUUCAUGGUCAACCAGGCUAAAAAUCAUCAAAAGAACAGCCAGGGGUUUGGCCUAUCUCCAUGAAUGCAGUCCAAGAAAAUUUGUUCAUGGUGACGUCAAACCCUCCAACAUCCUCCUCAGCACGGACUUCCAACCCCACAUUUCUGAUUUUGGUCUUAGCAGACUGAUCAGCAUCACUGGCAACAACCCCUCCUCUGGUGGCCUUAUGGGAGGAGCUUUUCCUUACUUGAAGCCAUCGCAAACAGAGCGAACUAACAACUACAAAGCCCCCGAGGCUCGAGUCCUGGGUUGCAUACCCACUCAGAAGUGGGAUGUGUAUUCAUUUGGAGUUGUAUUACUUGAAUUGCUUACUGGCAAGGCCCCGGAUUCUUCUCCAGCCGCAUCAACUUCCAUGGAUGUCCCUGACUUGGUGAGAUGGGUUAGGAAAGGGUUUGAACAAGAAAGUCCAUUAUCUGAAAUUGUUGAUCCGUCGAUGCUCCAUGAAGUGCAUGCCAAGAAAGAGGUACUGGCUGUGUUUCAUGUAGCACUACAAUGCACUGAGGGAGACCCUGAAGUCAGGCCUAGAAUGAAAACUGUCUCCGAAAAUCUUGAAAGGAUUGGAUAAUAAUGUUCUAAUGUUCACCAGCUUAAAGUAGUGCACCUGAGACUUGAAUUCCAAUGGCACUCGAGGAAGAUGCAUUGCAGCUCCAUGAUGCAUUUUUGUGUGUUAGCACUCGGAAGAUUUUCUUGUGGGGGCAUCAAGAUGGUGUUGCAAAUACUUUUCCAUCUCCAACUAGGUCCUCAGGCCCUUCUGUGUUAAAGCAAUUUUUUUGACGGCUAUCACCAUCACAGGUCUCAGCCCAUCUCGUUCUUUUUUGGGCAAAUCAAGGCAGUUGAUAGAUAUAUUUAAAUUUUGUUCUGAUCUCAUUUCAACUUGGGUCUGAUUACAAUAAUUUCACAAUAUCACUUGUUAUUACUUAGGUUGGCAGAUGCAAUCUUGUGUAUAAUAAAAUUAUUUCUCUUCUCCGUUGUGAAUGACAACUCACUUUCACAUUCUUCUUCAGUGUUCUAAA